AUGAUCGCAGAACGAGGAAAUGAGCUCAGUAAUACUUUCUCUGUCCCACUCCGAGAAGACAUAAUUUCGGUGGGAAGUUCCGUCGCGUUUGAUGAAUUGAGAGGAAACUCAUGGUGUUACGAGACGGGAGUCGUAACGUUUCUCACGGAUUAUGUUGCCCGUGUCUUCGUUACACACGGGGAUAUUCAGGGUAAUAAGGAGCAGAGACUUGAAGGAUACAAGAGUCGACUCCUCGAGCUCUGCGAAGAACUCCAACGUGGGAGAGCUGCCAUUGAGAAGGAGCGCGCCGCCGCAAUACAACGGCAAAUUGCACGGGCUCAGCAGAUGGUGAAAGGAAUCGAAGGCGCCUGUUUUCGAGAAGUCCAGACAUAUACAACACCCCCAGUUGUUGUUGAAAAAAUACUAAACGAUGUCCUGGAAAUUCUGGGAGCUCGUCCUCAUCCUUAUACUUGGUCUGCGGUUCAAAGCGUCAUCAGGCGCUCGGGGUUUAUUUCGCUUGUGUCGGAGUUCGACUCUUCAAAAUUAUCCCUGAAGCGCCGAACAGAACUUAUUGAACGCUGCAGUAGUAUGAAUAUCAGCAGUGAAGCUGCCCACAAGGCUUCGCGAGCAGCGGGGCCACUUCACAAUUGGGUACAGGCACAAUUAAAAUUUUUUGCUGCGGGAAAAACACCAAACGAUAUACUCGAUUCCCAAGCUCGUGAACAAGUAGAGCGCCUCGUCCGUGAGAUUGAGGAUGUACAGCGCCACAUUCAUGCGCUCGAGAGUGACACAGAUGAAGAUGUGCCAAUUCGUUCAGAGGAAAAAACAAUUCUUUCUUCUUCUAUAAUCACGGGGCUUCCAACGCCGUAUAACGUCGCAAAAUUAGCUGCGAUUCAUCGACCGGAGUUGCUCGAGUACAUUUCAUCGCAUCGUGGCGAGGGUGGGCGCGACAGCACGCGUCGGGCUGGCGAAUUGGGCUCCAGCUCUUCUCCGUAUACCGAGCUUCAGAAAAAGCACGAAGACCUUGCAGAGGACCAGAAAAGUCUUCGGAUGAAGGAGGAGAAAGAAAAGGUAAAACAGGAUCAAGAAAACAUUGAGCUUCACCAACUAUUGCAGAGCGUUCAGGUUGAAAAUGAGGCGCUCAUCCAGCAACUCCACGCAUGUGAAAAGGAGAAGAUGCUUGUUGAAGCACGACUCAAGGAUGCACUGAAUACUGAAAANGAACACCAAACACAGCUUGAGGAAAUUCUUGACAUGCUUAACCAAAUUCAACACUCCAAUGAGGCUCUUGAAAAAAAACUUACGGACCUUGAUGCCAACAAGUCUAAAAUUGAGCCGGAACUAAGUCAUGUAAAACAAAUCAACAGUGUACUUCAAAUAACAAUUCAGGGUAUCAUGCGACAAGAAGCGUCUCCGGAAACACGCGGCAUACCGGAUGCACUCCACCGCCCCGCCGCGGAUUUUGGGCAAAAUCCCUUUGCUUUAAGUCAUAUGUCUAUGUCAGACGAGUGGAAGCCAAAUGAAGCACGGUGUGAAAUUCCUCUGCUUCAGAGGGACGAUUCUGUGUUGUCCGAAGACGCAGUGGUGCACAGCCUGGAGUGCGUGACGACUCGUCAUCACAUCUGCCUUGAUGGCGACGAUUGGGAGUCUGUCAUGCGAGCUUGCCCACACGAGCUUCGCCAGAUGCUUACCCGUGAUCUGACUGAGUGUUGUGGAAAGAGUCCAGGGCGUGUGUUGGAGGUGAAGUGCAUCGUAGGUAAGCUACACGCCGAAUUCGAUGUGACCCAUAGCACGGACUGUAACUCAGCUGAAAUCGAUCGCCUAUUAUCUAUGUACUCAUUUUGCUUGACGAAUCAGCUAUACGACAGACAUCACAGGGCGAAAGUCGGACUUGGCAAGGCAAACGAGGAAUUUGACCAGCUUCGAAGUGCACUUGCGGAAUAUGAACACGAAGCAAAUUUAGGCAAGACUGAAGUAGAGGAACUGUCCCAUUCCAAAGAGAAGAUCGAAGCUCAAUCGGAUAGCUCGCGCCGUUCAGGAGAGGAGACUGAACCUCAGCCGAAAACGGCGCGGUCUAGCGGCGACUCCCCUCAUCAACGCGAACUCACAAAAACGCAAUGCUGCAGAAUUCUACCGUCAAAGGAGUUGAGCCAUGUAGAGGAGCACGGCGUAAUGAAGCAAGACGAAGAAGAAAAAGAAAGGCCUGUGAAGACAACUGCGGCACAACCGGGUAAUCCGCCCUGCGGACCUAAAAUAGAGGGGGCGCCUCGGAGACAGGCGAAGGCAUUCGCGGCUGAAGUCUCUCUGCGGCAGGAGCUCGAGAGCCUGCGCCGUUUCAUAAAUGAUUUGCAAAGCGAGCUGGAAACUCUGCGAGCAAGCGGUGUAGAGCGAGAAAGCGACCUUGCAAAAAAGCAACGAAAAGUCGCCGUACUUCAGGCAAGUCUUGACAAAGCAACCGCAGAAGAAGCUGAACUACGGAAAGAAAACGCGCAUCUGCGGUGUCUUGUGGACGAGCUGCAGGGCGAGCGGGCGACUGUUCGAAUAAGCGACACUGCAGGGGAGAGUGACUUAUGGGAGCGUCAGCGUGCAACGACAGAGGUUGACGUUGACAUUGACGAAGUUGCAGUAGUCGAGGGUGCCCUGGAGCACCAGCUUGAGGUGGAAAAGGAACUGCAAUGUGCCAACAAAGACCUGGAUAAGACCGUGCAAUACGCUGAACGUGAAACUAGAGCCAGAAAAGAAAACAUUGACAUAUUCAAGAGGUCGGGUGAUGAUAAAGGAGAUGAUGCCGCACUGCAGGAGGAAGUAAAAAUGCUUCGCCUAGCCAAAGAGGAGCUCGAGGCGGCACUUGAAGGAAAAAAUGCUGUUGUUCUUGAUCGUGUAAGCAAAGUCGAGGAAAAGCAAAACGAGCUUGCUCUGCUUCAAGCUCAGCUUGAUGAAGUUACAGCUGAGAGUGCCGAUAGAAAGCGGGAGCUUGCGGACCUUGCCCGUGCAAAGGAUGAGCUUGAGACAGAGGUGAAAGCCCUACGUCUCACCAAUCUUAACGUGGAGACAACUCAUCCCACAAGCGUCUCUCUAAGACAUGGUCUGGAUACGCGUCCCUACGACACCCACGAGACCAGAUCGGAAAUAGAAGCACCACUUCACAAAGCUCAGAUACUUGAAGCAGAGCUCCGGGACUUACGAGAGAGGAGUCAAUACGCUAAAGAACCCCACGAAGCCCAUGCAACGUCAAACGUCGGGGUUAAGCCACUUCGAAGCCCCGAUGAAGUUCUUUCAACGGAAAUAAACAGAGCAAGUCUUGGUUCUGAGCAGCUUGAGGGGCCGCGACGCACACAUACGGCACUGCUAGAGGAAGCGGAUUCGUCGUGUCCCACUACCGGUGAAUGUGAGGUGUUACAAAGAUCUGAAAGCAUACUAGAGAAAGAACUAGAGAUGUUGCGGCUCAUCUGCGAUGAUAUUCGAAGGGAAGUACUGGUGCUGCGUCGCUCACAAACGCAGCAGUUGGAAACCUUCAGUUCACUUGGACUCAUUGCUGAGAAGCUUGAUGCCAUAUGCCGCCACGGCCAGGAACUCCAAACAGAUCAUGAGAGUCUUCGACAAAUAAGUCAGAACCUUAACUUGGACUUACAAACCCUGCAACCAAGCUAUUCAGGUUCUGCGACAAUGACUCCCUCAAGGGAAACAAGGGGAACAGAUCUACGAUUGCCAUGCCCGGAUACAGACAGCCAAGAAACCAAUCAGCUUCACAAUGAAGAAUUUACUCGACAACAAAAUCCUCUUUCUCUAACAGAAGAAGGUGCGGCAAAUAUGGAGAGACCAUUGAAAACGGCACAACAAACUCAAGAAGAUGUACAAAGAUUGCCAGUUACCAGCGAUGAACGAGAACACUUAAAACAACCACCGGAGGAGACAGAAAAACAGGUAGACGAAUUCCGUCUAGAGAAGGAAAUCUUUGAAGAGAUGCAGUCGGAGCUGGAGGCACUGCGCGGCACAGAGGAGAAGUAUAAGGAGCAGUGCCACUCCAUGGAGGAGAUGCAGUCGGAGCUGGAGGCACUGCGCGGCACAGAGGAGAAGUAUAAGGAGCAGUGCCACUCCCUGGAGGAGCUGCAGUCGGAGCUGGAGGCACUGCGCGGCACGGAGGAGAAGUAUAAGGAGCAGUGCCACUCCAUGGAGGAGAUGCAGUCGCAAUUGGAGGCACCUAGGAAGCAAGAGAAGGAAUUUGAAGAGCAGACGCACUCUAUGCAGGAGCUACUGUCUGAGCUGAAGGGCCUUCGUAAACGAGAGAAGG
Molecule: messenger RNA, 4270 nt
Organism: Trypanosoma grayi
Lineage: Eukaryota; Euglenozoa; Kinetoplastea; Trypanosomatida; Trypanosomatidae
Product: antigenic protein
Exons: 1
Source: RefSeq, a predicted model, not a curated record